CCGGACUAAAUCAUUUGUACUGAAAGUCGAGACAUGUUCUACAGAGCGUGCAGAGGUUGAAGCAUCAGGACUAGAAGACGACUCUUAAAGUCAUACUAUGUCUCAAGCAGUUGUCGUGCUUGAUUCUCACUAAAGUCAACAUCAAGGACGACUUUAUUAAAGACAUGCCCGAUAUGCAGUGUCUAAGACAUUUGGAUGUUUCCUUUAGCGGUUUAAGUUUUGGAGGUCUCUGUCUCAUGCUGGCGAACACUACAAAGUUAAAGCAAUGUGUCUGUGUUGGGGUUAAGGUGCCUUCUGAAGAGUCGGUUGGUGAUAUGUUUAGUGGUGUAUCGGCGGGAGAUGUCUUGGUUUUGUCAAAUAAGAGCAGCGUUGAAGAGCUUGUUGAUUUGCUUUAUGUUCAUCGACGAGCCGCGAAAACGGUCGAAUCGCUGAUUGAAUGUACUGAUUCUUUGACUACAAACUCGAGUGAGGUUUUUAAUUCACAGAAGAAAAGCAAGCACAAGAUUUCUUUCAUGGCAGAUUGGAUGACUCACUAUCCUUGGCUGCUUGCGAUUCCGGACGAGGAUGAACCAGAGAAAAUUCAUGGUUUAAUUUGCAUGUUAUGUUAGCACUAUCGGACAAGACAGUCAAGUUGUACUGGUACUUGAUCAACAAUGGUGUGCCGAGCUUACUACACGAGGUGGCAGUAACUUGUGAAUAGCAAGAGUAGGGCUGAGAAUGAUGGUGGAAUUCAGGUAGUGUUUGAAAGACAAAUGUGC
This is a messenger RNA of Corticium candelabrum, 758 nucleotides long. RefSeq lists its product as uncharacterized. The coding region runs from base 165 to 608 and encodes 147 amino acids. The record is from RefSeq and is a predicted model, not a curated record. The transcript has 5 exons. Lineage: Eukaryota; Metazoa; Porifera; Homoscleromorpha; Homosclerophorida; Plakinidae.